AUGGCGGGAUUAAUUAAGCGCAGAGGAAACGCAGUCUUUCGUUCUCAAACCCUAUCCUUCAUUUACUCCAAGUUUCAGAGGAGUAACUACACGCUUGCUGAGAGUGAGGGAGUCAUGGAGAAGUGUUCCAGCAUUCGUUCAGUUAUUGAUGAAGACCCAAAUUCAGUUGAUACAUCGAAGUGGAAGAAGGUACGAGCAAGUGAUGUUGGAAUUAGAAAUUCAAUGAUUCCGGAAUCGUCUAUGAAUGUCCUGAGACUCCUCAGACGUCAAGGAUUCGAUGCAUACCUUGUGGGGGGAUGUGUGAGGGAUUUGGUACUCCAUAGAGUGCCAAAAGACUAUGAUGUGAUCACUACAGCUAAUCUUAAGCAGAUCCGGCGACUGUUUCAUCGUGCUCAGGUUAUUGGGAAAAGGUUUCCCAUUUGUCAUGUGUGGAUGGGAGGUUCGAUAAUUGAGGUGUCGAGUUUUGAUACCGUGGCGCACAGUGAUAGUGAGCAUGAGAACGAUUCGGGGAAGUCUGAAGAGAAGAAAUAUGAUGUUCCACAGAAUACUGAGGCGAAUAUGAGUAGCAGCGUGUUGAAAAUGUAUUCUGGUUUGGAUGUAAAAGACUGCAAUCGAUGGAGGAAUAGCUUUCAAAGGGAUUUCACAGUUAACAGUUUAUUCUAUGAUCCCUUUGAGUUGAAAAUUUAUGACUACAGCAAUGGAAUGGAAGACUUGAAGGAUCUGAAGCUACGUACACUUGUCCCUGCACGUAUCUCUUUCAGUGAAGAUUGCGCUAGAAUUCUCAGGGGGUUAAGAAUUGCAGCACGAUUGGGUCUGUCAUUGUCAAAGGAUAUUAAGACUACAAUACCUGAUUUCGUAUCUUCCAUUGCAAAUUUAGGCCAGUUUAGAAUAAUCUUGGAGAUGAAUUACAUGCUUGCUUAUGGAGCUGCUGCGCCUUCCAUCCUUCUUCUCAUGAAGUUCAAACUACUUCAUGUUUUGCUUCCCUUUCAGGCAGCUUACCUGGAUCAAGCUAGUAAAACAUCUGUACCAAGUUCCUUAAUGCUAAUGAAAUUAUUCUCCAAUAUGGAUAAAUUAGUUUCCUGCGACCGACCUGCUGAUUCCAGACUAUGGAUUGCAUUGUUGGCUUUUCACAUGGCACUAGUGAGUAAACCUCAGGAGGCUAUUGUGCUGCGCGCUUUCGCCUCCCUGCUCUACCAUAGAAACUGGAGCAGAUCUCUCAAAUUUGCUAGAGAACAUGAACACUCAAUACCCGGAUACGCCCCUGAGGUAUCUAAAUCUUCGACGAAAAGAUCCGAUGAAGAUCUUGCAAAAGCAGUUUCAGCAUUAACGUAUCUAAUAAACGAUACUCUAUAUGUUCUCACUGACAUGGAGGCUCUCCGUGAAGCCCUACGCCUAUACCCAGGUUUCAAAUGCUCUGGUCUGGUGUUUAUACCGAAGAAGAAGGGGAGAGAGAUAGCAGAUUGGUUUGCAAGGCUGAGUGAUGUGGAAUCAUAUGGAAGCAAGAAAGAAGGAUUCGCUAUUGACUAUAUCUCGCUUGGAAAGGGAGUCCCAUGCGAGUUGGGAUUCGUUCUUGGCAGAAUCAUUCUGGACACCAUCAUCGAGCAGCCAAAUCCAGUCGAGAUGAAACAUAGCGCCGGGAAUCAAGUCGUUCCAGAGGCUUGUAUGGAGAAGAAGGCUGAGUUGGUCGUUUCUAAACCAUCAAAGGAGGAUCACAACGGUCAAGCUCCACUCCAUGGCUCAAAAACAUCAUCGGUAUUUAAGGCUCACCAAAAGAUCUUGAAGAAAAUGAGAGAAGACAGUAAGAACAAGAAUGACGAAGAGUAUGAAGUGUGUCCAGACACAACCUUCUCUGGUCAAGCAGUGAAUGAAGAUCAGUCUGUUGCAGUACAAAAGCCUAAGCGACGUCGUAAAGAAGCACUAGUCCCUGAGGAGGCGCCAAAGCAAAAGACUUCAAAGAGGUCAAAAACAGAUGAGCAAGAGACUGUAGAAACUCCCUCUGCUCCAGCAAAGGAUCAGCAUCAGUCUAAGCAAAAGACUUCAAAGAACCGUUCUAAGGAGGCAGAGACAGUGAAAUACAAGGACAUCCCUGUGAAGGAGAUUCAAGAUGCAAAACAGAGCACCGUCCCUGACAAAUGUAUGAGUGAUCUUCUGAAAGUUCUUGUGAAACCAACUCAGCAAGAGUCUACAAAAGAAGAGACCGACUCGUUAUCAUCAGAGAAGACAAAGAAACCAAGAAAACUCUCAAGUCUCUUCAGGUGA
Microthlaspi erraticum is the source of this 2259-nucleotide messenger RNA. Lineage: Eukaryota; Viridiplantae; Streptophyta; Magnoliopsida; Brassicales; Brassicaceae. The record is from the annotation of a GenBank genome assembly.